Molecule: messenger RNA, 3242 nt
Organism: Terrapene triunguis (Three-toed box turtle)
Lineage: Eukaryota; Metazoa; Chordata; Testudines; Emydidae
Gene: MTMR1
Product: myotubularin related protein 1
Exons: 18
Coding region: 99-2159 (686 amino acids)
Biological process (GO): phosphatidylinositol dephosphorylation
Molecular function (GO): phosphatidylinositol-3,5-bisphosphate 3-phosphatase activity
Source: RefSeq, a predicted model, not a curated record
AAGCGCCGCCGCCAGGUGACAGUUCCUGCCGCCGCCUGGGCCGGGCCGGGCUGGCUGAGUGAGGCCCGGCGGGAAACCGGCCAAUCCCGGCCGGAAAGAUGGAGCGGGCGCUGGGGCCGGCUCUGGAGGGCGGCGGCGGCGGGGUAGCCCGCAGAUCCGUGCGGCCGGCAGGGCUGGGGGGCGCCGCCCCCGCUGCGGGCUCCCGGCAGCCCAGCGUGGAGACCUUGGACAGCCCUACAGGAUCCCAUGUUGAAUGGUGUAAACAGCUCAUAGCUGCUACCAUUUCUAGUCAGAUUUCAGGUUCUGUGCCAUCAGACAUUGUAUCCAGAGAUUACAGGGUAUACAAGAGGCCUGAUAUACGGGAGAUUCAGGAUGGACACAAUGGCUAUCAUUCUGAAGCAGAAGCUGAUCAGGCACUGAGGGAUGGGAACAAGCUGGCACAGAUGGAAGAGGCACCACUUUUUCCUGGAGAAUCAAUCAAAGCGAUUGCUAAAGAUGUUAUGUAUAUCUGUCCAUUUAUGGGAGCAGUCAGUGGUACACUGACAGUGACGGACUUCAAAAUGUAUUUCAAAAAUGUUGAGAGGGAUCCACAUUUUGUUCUUGAUGUUCCCCUUGGAGUAAUAAGUAGAGUUGAAAAGAUUGGAGUGCAGAGCCAUGGAGACAACUCCUGUGGUAUAGAAAUUGUUUGCAAGGAUAUGAGAAACUUGCGGCUUGCCUAUAAACAGGAAGAACAGAGCAGACUGGAAAUAUUUGAAAACCUCGUAACGCAAGCAUUUCCUCUUUCUAAUGGGCUGCCACUUUUUGCAUUCAGCUAUAAAGAAAAAUUUCCUGUUAAUGGCUGGAAAGUUUAUGAUCCAAUUGCAGAAUAUAAGCGGCAGGGUUUGCCCAAUGAGAGUUGGAAAAUAUCCAAAAUUAACAGCACCUAUGAACUUUGUGAUACAUAUCCUACUAUCUUCGUUGUGCCAACCAGCGUGAAGGAUGAUGACCUCUCAAAAGUGGCAGCAUUUAGAGCAAAAGGCAGAAUUCCAGUGUUAUCUUGGAUUCACCCCGAGAGCCAGGCAACUAUAACGCGCUGCAGCCAGCCACUGAUAGGCCCGAAUGACAAACGUUGCAAAGAAGAUGAAAAAUACUUACAAACAAUAAUGGAUGCCAAUGCUCAGUCGCACAAACUUAUCAUCUUUGAUGCCAGACAAAACAGUGUGGCUGAUACAAACAAGGCAAAAGGUGGAGGAUAUGAAAGUGAAAGUGCCUACCCAAAUGCUGAGCUGGUCUUUCUGGAAAUACAUAACAUACAUGUGAUGAGAGAAUCAUUGCGGAAGCUGAAAGAGAUCGUUUAUCCUGCAAUUGAUGAGGCCCGGUGGUUGUCCAAUGUAGAUUCAACACACUGGUUGGAAUACAUAAGGAUGCUUCUUGCUGGAGCAGUAAGAAUUGCUGAUAAAAUUGAAUCUGGUAAAACAUCAGUUGUUGUACACUGCAGUGACGGCUGGGAUCGUACAGCCCAGCUCACCUCUUUAGCCAUGCUCAUGUUGGACAGCUAUUACAGGACUAUCAAAGGAUUUGAAGCUCUUAUAGAAAAAGAAUGGAUAAGUUUUGGACAUAGGUUUGCAAUGCGAGUAGGCCAUGGAGAUGAUGACCAUGCUGAUGCAGACAGGUCUCCCAUUUUCCUUCAGUUCCUUGAUUGUGUUUGGCAAAUGACGAAGCAGUUUCCUGCAGCCUUUGAAUUCAAUGAACUGUUUCUGAUCACCAUUUUGGAUCACCUUUAUAGUUGUCUCUUUGGGACUUUUUUAUACAACUGUGAACAAGAGCGAUUAAAAGAGGAGAUAAAUACAAAGACUGUAUCUUUAUGGUCCUACAUUAACAGUCAACUAGAUGAAUUUACUAAUCCUUUCUAUGUAAACUAUGAAAACCACGUCCUGUAUCCUGUUGCCAGUCUGAACCAUUUGGAACUGUGGGUAAAUUACUACGUCAGAUGGAAUCCAAGAAUGAGGCCACAGAUGCCAAUUCAUCAGAAUCUUAAGGAGUUACUUGCCAUCAGAGCUGAGCUUCAGAAGAAGGUGGAAGACUUGCAGCGAGAAGCUGCUACACGAUCCAUUUCUUCAUCAUCAGAUAGAGGGUCAUCUCCUUCUCACUCAGCCACCCCAGUGCGCACUUCUGUCUGAUGUGCAACAAAAGCCAUGUAAAACCAUUCAUGUCAGGUGAUCUGCAUCUAUAUGCUUAGAGGCGGGUGGAAUAUUUUCCCUGUCUCCCAAGGAUUGUGAGUGACUUCUAAUUGCUAUCAAUCUACAUGCCUUAUUCUUUGUGUCUGUUCCUGUUAUGAUGAGGCCAAAAAGAGCUUCAAUAGUUGUGAUGGUAUUUUCUGAAGUUGGCAGUUCCUGUAUGUGUUUUGACAUCUCUCGCUAAAUCAUCAAUUGUAAAAUUAACUUUAUUUUGAGCAACCAACAAUUUAACCAUCUUAAAAAGGAAUCCAUCUGUCAGACAGAUAAUGUGAGAGGCUUUUUGCUGCCUUGGGUACAGAGGCUGGUUGAGAAACCCAAAUGAAAUGCCAUGUAAUGUUUGUGCUUAAUCAGAACAUUGAGAGAAAUUUUCUGAAUGGGAGCUCUUUAUUUAAUGCAGUACAUUAUUUUUAUCUAGAGCAACUACUAUUAUUCUUGGGGACAUAUUUAAGUAAUGCACUUUGAAACAGAUUUUAAAUUAAGUAUUUUCCAGUGCAGCCAAUUUUACAUUUUGAGUAAAUAUGCCAUUAAGAAUGGAUGGUAAUGAAGGUAAACAGGAUUUGCCAAUUAAUACACACCUACUGGUACUUGUAUGAUGUAAUAUAUUUGGUGAAGCAUGGAUUUUAAUUUUUUUAAUGCCUUUUUUUACAAGUUUAAAUAAAUCUUUGACCGUUUAUUGUCCCAUUUUACCCUCACGAAUAAGGGGUAAGCUUAAUCAGGUCUGUCUUGUACUCAGUAACUUGUUUUCUAGCAAUUUGGAUUAGAAGAACAUUGAACUGUGUAAAUUGUAUAGUCUGUAUAGUUCCACGUAUUUUAAGUGUGUCCUGUUAAACAUAUACACACAUUUAUGUACAUGCAUAUGUGAUGUUAAACAUACACACACUUCAUUUGCAUGUUAUGGGUUCAGAAAAUUGAUCCUGCCUCUCCAAAUGUUUUGGAAGAUAUAAACUGUUACAACUUUGAUGUUUUUAAAUAAUAGGCGCUUAAUUGGUUUCCUUGAAAUAAUAAAGACUGUUGGGGUUUUUUUUU